Messenger RNA from Trichomonas vaginalis G3, 2202 nucleotides. Its product is annotated as leucine-rich repeats (6 copies)-containing protein. The coding region runs from base 1 to 2202 and encodes 733 amino acids. The record is from RefSeq and is a predicted model, not a curated record. The transcript has a single exon. Lineage: Eukaryota; Parabasalia; Trichomonadida; Trichomonadidae.
AUGCAUGAAGCCUCCAUAAAUAGUAUUCUCUCAUGUUCCAGCGAUCUAACAAUUAAAGGUUCUGUAAUUUUUGAUACAGCAGUCAUGAAAAUUACAAAAAUCAAUAAAAAUGCAUUUGGACAGUGCAAACCGACAAAUGUCAAGUUACCAGAUACCAUUGUUUCAAUCGGUGAUUCAUUAUUCAAAAAUUGCGAAUCUUUAAUUUCAAUAAAUAUACCUCUUCUUAUCAAAACUAUACCAGAAUCGUGUUUUGAGAACUGUUAUAAUUUAAGAACAGUUAAAUUAAGUAGUUUAACCCAAGAAAUCCAGCGAAAUGCAUUCAAACACUGUUAUUCUCUCAACAACAUUGAUUUGUCUAGCAUUAGCUAUAUUGGGCCAUAUGCUUUUUCUUUCUGUUCUAAUCUUACGUCAAUUUCGAUAAUGAAACCAGAUUCGUCUAUUUUCGAAAGAGCUUUUUACAACUGUACAAGUCUUAAUAAGGUUACGUGCAUUGAUUAUUCUAUAUUUAAAUCACCAGAAAUCUUUUCUGGUUGCAAAAAUUUGACAGGUUUCUCUUCAUCGAUCAAUAUCAGCGGAUACAUAUACGAUAUCUACAAUACCAAGUAUGCAUCUCUUACAGAUAUUCCAGAUUUCGAUCAAAAAAUCAAAUAUCCUAAUAAUACCGUUAUAAUCAGCUAUUUAUUUGAUAAACUUCCACAAAAAGGACUUACAAUAAGCCAAUUUGUUUCUUACGUGAAUCCAGAACUAUUUCGUAAAAUAGAUUCAAAUUACAAAAUCAAGAUCGACAAAAACAAUCCAAAAUACAAAAUCAAGGCAAGUAUCAUUACAUACAAUGACAGAAUCAUUAAGGUAAUGAACUCAACAUUCAAUUCAAUGAAAUUAUCAUCAUCAAUUCGAGUUAUUUGUGAAAAUUCCUUUUCCUACUCAAAUCUAUCAUUUCUUAUUACUUCCAAGAACCUACAUCGCAUUGAGCAAUACUCAUUUUACAGAAGCAGCAUUUCUUCCAUCCAAUUAUCAGAAAAGCUUCAAAUUAUCGAUUCGUAUGCCUUUUAUCAGUCAAAUCUCUCGUCAAUUUAUCUUCCAAGAUCAGUGCUAUUCGUUGGACAUCAUUCUUUCGCUGGUUGUCCAAAUCUAAACUCAAUUCAAGUGAAUUGUUCGAAUUCAAUUGUUGAGAACUCAUUAUUUGACUCGUGCAGAUCAUUAAAAGUCGUCUACUAUGACUGCUCUGUUGUUCCUUGUUCUUGUUUUCUUAAUUGUGAAAGAUUGAGUUUUGUUUAUUUGGAUAACAACGUGAAAUUGGUAGAACGUGACUCAUUUCGCAGUUGUACAUCAUUAGAAACAGUCAGAAUCGGAAAUUCUUUGUCAGAAAUCAAGGAAAAUGCAUUUUACUCCUGUUCCUCAUUAAUAUCAAUGGAAAUACCUCAAUCAAUAAGGAAAAUAGGUGAAAAUGCUUUUUAUGGAACAAAAUUUUUGACUUUGAGGUUUAUUGUCACAAAAAAAUAUAAAUUUAGAUAUAUUUGUAAAAAUUUCAUAGAACUCGUAAGAUUGGAGAAUGCGACAGCAAUAGAAUCAUUCGAUGUACAAGAAUCAAUAAUUGGAUUUGGAAAUCGAAGUAUUUCAAAUAAUUUUUAUCUUACUGAAGCAAAUAUUCCUAUUGGAGUCAAAUAUUUGGGCGAUGAAUGCUUUGCAAACUGUUCUUCCCUUAAAACAGUGCUUUUGCCUCAUACUUUGAAGAUUAUUGGCAAAAAUUGCUUUUUACAUUGCAAUAAUUUGAAAGAAAUAUCUAUCCCAGAGAGUAUAUACGAGAUAGGAGAGUUUGCAUUUAGAAAUUGCUCACUUCUUUCAAGAAUUUUUUAUUGUUCGGAUUUUGAUGUGGAAAUAAGUCAUCCGUUAGUGUUUAACACAUCCACACUAAUACAUGUCAGUAAAAACUACCAAGGAACUACACUAUGCGGCUACAAAGUCAUUCAGGAGAAAAACAUGAGGUGUAAGUUCACUAAAGCGGCUGUAAAUGUAUGGAAAAAGAGAUUUAUGCUACUACUAUACGUAAUUAUUGUUGUUAGCUUUGCUGCAAUUGCAUUUGGCGCAAUUUUCCAAAAUAAAAUUCCAAAUAAUCAAAAUACAGUUGGAAAUACCAACAAUGAUACACAAUUUAACGAUCAAAUACUAAAUCUUAAUGAUAUUAAAGAUGUUCUUGAUUAA